AUGUGUUUCUAUUUGUUAAACUCGACCAAGCAGAAACCGAUGCAUGUCUUGAUCGCCGGCGGUGGCAUUGUAGGGCUUACCAUCGCUCAAGGCUGCCGCGAGAAUGGCAUUCCAUACACUGUCUUCGAGAAAGAUAUCGACGAGAAUCGAAGGCACGGUUGGGCUUUGACGCUGCACUGGGUUUUAGAUGCUCUUGAACGAACGAUUGGAAAGGAGCGAGCUUCAGAGCUUUCGACAGCUGUCGUAGACUCAUCUCUCAAAAAGGAUGAAGGGAAUUUCCUCUUCCUGAAUGCCGAGACAUGUGAGACCCGCUUCAAAAUUCCUCCCUCAAAAAGACGACUCCGCUUGCAUCGCCAGAAGUUACGCGAUGUGCUCACCAGUGGGCUGAACAUACAAGAAGGAAAGGAACUCACCGCCGUUGAUGAGGUUGACGGGGAAAUCCGCGCACAUUUCCAGGAUGGCACCUACGUUGAUGGCACCAUAUUAGUUGGCGCAGAUGGUAAUAACAGCAACGUGCGCAAGUUUCUCAUGCCUGAAGAUCAUGAGCUGACCAAACUUCCUGUCCACCUCAUCGGCGUUGUCAGGCAUUUCACGCCUGAACAAGCUGCUCCAGUCCGGGCGCUAGAUCCUUUGUUGUUCCAAGCGUUGCAUCCAAAGACACAGAACUUUCUUUGGUACUCUGUUCAGGAAAGCUUCACGGAGCCAGAUGGCCGCCUCUCCUUCGACUGCUUGGUCAUUAUCUCAUGGGUUGUGAGGGAUCCUGUUGCAGACGCUAUUCCAAAGACAAACCCUGAGCGCAUCGCCAUGAUGAAAGCGCGAGCAAAAGAGUUUGCGGAGCCUCUACGUAGCAUAGUCAUGGAUAUACCUGACGAUACGGACCAUACUACGCCGCUCAGACUCGGUGAUUUCCCCUGCCGCGACUGGGACAACCGGAAUGGGCGGGUUACUCUUGCGGGUGACGCAGCACAUGCAAUGACAAUGUAUCGAGGCGAAGGCGCCAAUCACGGUAUCUUGGAUGCUGCUUUACUUGUUGACGAGCUUAAAAAGAUUCACAGCGGGGGUGUUGAUCAGAAGAGAGCUAUCGAUGCAUAUGAGGCGGAAAUGAGGCCGCGGACUCAUGCUGCAGUCUUGAAGAGCCGCGAUGCAGCUCUGGUAGCUCAUGAGUGGGAUCAACUCACGAUUGAUUCACCUGUUGUUGGCGCUCGGACAGCGCCAUGUACGGCGUUCAAGCAGAGCUGA
Truncatella angustata is the source of this 1239-nucleotide messenger RNA. RefSeq lists its product as uncharacterized. Lineage: Eukaryota; Fungi; Ascomycota; Sordariomycetes; Amphisphaeriales; Sporocadaceae. The transcript is spliced from 5 exons. Gene Ontology annotation, molecular function: FAD binding. The coding region runs from base 1 to 1239 and encodes 412 amino acids. The record is from RefSeq and is a predicted model, not a curated record.